This is a messenger RNA of Scomber japonicus (chub mackerel), 2346 nucleotides long. RefSeq names its product von Willebrand factor A domain-containing protein 5A-like. NCBI's taxonomy places the organism in Eukaryota, Metazoa, Chordata, Actinopteri, Scombriformes, Scombridae. The transcript has 19 exons. The record is from RefSeq and is a predicted model, not a curated record. The coding region runs from base 1 to 2346 and encodes 781 amino acids.
AUGGUUCCAAAAACGAAAAUCAGAGAAAAGAAUGACAAGCAAGAAAACGGAGAGGACGACAAGAGGACCAACAGCUCUGUGCCAGGUACAAAGAUGAACUGCUAUGGUCUGCUGACAGUCCAGAAGGAACCAGUUCCUCUGAAGAGCAUUGAAGUGGAGCUGGAGGUGAGGGACCAUGUGGCUACAGUGGUCUCCACUCUGCUCUACCAGAACAAGGAGGACAAACCACUAGAGGCUGUUUUUGUCUUCCCUCUGCCUGGAGAUGCUGCUGUCUGUCAUUUCAGUGCUAACAUUGGACAGACACAGAUUGUAGCUGAGGUGAAGGAGAAACAGCAGGCUCGCGAGGAGUAUGAUGAUGCAUUGAGCUCCGGUCAGCAGGCCUUCCUAUUGGAGGAGAGUGAUCAGAGCCCAGAUAUAUUCUCUCUGAGUGUGGGCAGUCUGCCUCCAGGAGAGAGCGCCUCCAUCAGGCUGGAGUACGUCACUGAGCUGGCUGUGCAGGCCGAUGACGGGCUGAGGUUUUAUCUGCCUGCUGUGCUCAACCCUCGCUACCAACCUCAGGGAAGUGAAGGUGGCAGUGUCCAGGUGACGUCUGUUCCAGCCUCUCUGGUGCCCUACAGUCUGUCUUUCUCUGCCCGGGUGUCCUCUCCUCGUCCAGUCUCUAAAGUAGAGUCCAGCUGUUCCCUGGACCCUCUCCAGUACCUCAACACAGAGCAAACCCAGGCUACGGUCAAGUUGGCUGCAGGACACAAGUUUGACAGGGAUGUUGAACUGUUGAUUUAUUACAAAGAUGCCCACCAACCCAAUGCUGUGGUGGAGGCAGGACAGACCUCUGCCAAGCCUGGUACUCUGAUGGGUGAUCCAGUGGUGAUGCUGAGCCUGUACCCUGAGUUCCCCCAGGCUGUGAUGUCUUCAGUGGCUUCAUGUGGAGAGUUUGUGUUCUUAAUCGAUCGAUCAGGAAGUAUGGAUUGUCCAAUGGAUAACAGAAACCCACAACAGACUCGCAUUGGCAGUGCCAGGGAUACCCUACUGCUCCUGCUGAAGAGUUUACCAAUGGGCUGCUACUUCAACAUCUACAGUUUUGGGUCCAGCUAUGAGCACAUCUUUCCUAAGAGUGUGGAGUACAGUGAGAAGACAAUGGAAGAGGCUCUGAAGAAAGUUGAGAUCAUGGAUGCUGAUCUGGGAGGAACAGAGAUCCUGCAGCCCCUAAAACACAUUUACAGUCAGCCCUGCAUUCCCAGUCAACCAAGACAACUGUUUGUCUUUACUGAUGGAGAGGUGGGGAACACCAAAGAAGUUAUAAAUCUGGUGAGGAAGAACUCAGGCUACCACAGGUGUUUCUCUUUUGGGAUCGGGGAAGGGGCCAGCUCUGCUCUUAUCAAUGGUUUGGCCAAAGAAGGAGGAGGUCAUGCUCAGUUCAUCACAGGAACUGACAGGAUGCAACCAAAAGUGAUGCAGUCGCUGCGAUUUGGUCUACAGCCAGCUGUGGUGGACAUCUCAGUCACAUGGGAUUUACCAAAGGGAGUGUCUGUCACUGUCCUCUCUCCACCAAUCACAACAAUUUUCCAGGGUCAAAGGUCACUGAUUUAUGCUCAGCUCACUGGACAGAGUCCAGAGGCAGCAGAGGGCUGUGUGACGGUGAAGUACAGCCUGGCAGGUCAUCCAUCCCACAACCAGCUCCACUUCAGUCUCAAACCUGCAGACGACACUGGACUAACAGUCCACAGGUUGGCUGCUCGGACUCUGAUUCGCUCCCUGGAGAUGGAGGAGAGAGAGCAUAGAGGACAGCAAGAUGGAGGAGAGAAGAAGAAGGUGGUGGAGCUCAGUGUCCAAUCAGGAGUGAGCAGUUCCUUCACCGCCUUCAUUGCUGUCAAUAAAGAUGAUGGCGAGGCCAUUCAAGGGCCUCUGUUGCGCAGAAAUGUCCCGGCACCCACUAAAGGAUUGAUGAAGAGGUGCAGUAUGAUGGCUACUUCGUAUGGUGCUCCAUAUUCCGUGGAUUCUUGCUCAGUCAGUCAGCCUCACAGAGAUCCUUUGCUGCAGUUGGUGUCCCUCCAGAAGGCGUCUGGCUGUUGGGAGAUCCACCCAGCUUUGGCUGCUUUGCUGGGAAAGACCAGCGAGGAGGUGGAAAUGUCAAAGCCUGAAUCGGUGAAAGAGGAAGUGUGGGCCACCAUUCUGGCUCUGAUCUGGCUUCAUGAUUUCAUGUUGGAUGUUCAGGAUGAGUGGCAGCUUCUGGCUAUGAAGGCUGCGUCAUGGAUCCGUGCUCAGAAAGCACCAUGUGUGACAGAGUGUGUGGAAGCUGGAAAUGCAAUGUUGGGAUGUGAGGUGCAGAAAGAUUCCCUGGGGAUUUAA